AUGCUGCAACUAUGUGAAAUAAUUCAAACUACUUUUCCUAGAGCUACAGUUAUUUUUUUGCUGCUUUAUACUGGUUUGGUAAUCUGCUUUAAAGUCGACAACAUAAAUAUUGCCGUUAGAGCGGUUAUAACAUCAGUAUUAAUAUCCUUCUCGGUUUAUGCGUAUUUUCAAGUAAUUAAAACUGGUGCAGGUAGUCCAGCAGAUUAUGAAAUACUUCACUUGAAAAGCUUGGAGGCUGCUGAGAGAGGUACUGAAUUUCCGCCUGAAAUUUUAACGAAGAAUUCAAUCACGUUACAAAAUAAUGGACGCUAUCGUUAUUGUUCCUCAUGUUUAGUGUGGAAACCAGAUCGUUGUCAUCACUGUUCCUCAUGUAAUAAAUGUUUCUUGAAGAGGGACCAUCAUUGCCCAUGGUUUGCUUCUUGCAUUGGGUAUAACAAUCAGAAAAUAUUCUUACAGUUCUUAAUAUACGUGACAUUAUACUCUGCAUGGGGCUUUGUGGCUUCUGGCUCUCAUUUGCUUGGUUGGUUUAAGAAUAACCAUUAUGAGAAUGAAUACCUAGAUCUACAGUUGUUGCUAGUGUGGUUACUAUCGGUUGGGAUUUUUAUUUCUAUAACUGCAUUCACCAGCUUUACUGUUUACCAGAUAACUAUUAAUCAGACGACGAACGAAAGAUUUAAGCUGGAACGCCAACAGAGAGAUUUUGAAAUUUAUAAUAGCAGCCUUAAUCGACGGUCAACGAUGUUGAAGAAUCCAUUUGAUUUAGGAUCCUGUAAGGCAAAUUGGGCUACAGUAAUGGGAAAUACUUGGUGGAAAUGGUUAUUGCCAGUUGGCGUUCAGCGAUCAAACGAGAGCGGAGAUCCAUGGGAGGGAAAGGGACUUUUCUUUAAGGUAAAUGCAAACGUAAACGACAGUCUUCAAGAAAGCAUGCUUCUGCAGGAUCAACUAAUGAAAAGAGUAACAAGACGCAGGGCUUCUUCUGACGUUAAGGCUCCAAUUUUGACUCCGACUCUCGAUGAUCUCGUUUAA
Eremothecium sinecaudum is the source of this 1026-nucleotide messenger RNA. It is a transcript of the gene PFA3, whose product is annotated as palmitoyltransferase PFA3. The record is from RefSeq and is a predicted model, not a curated record. Bases 1 to 1026 code for a protein of 341 amino acids. Gene Ontology annotation, biological process: protein targeting to membrane; peptidyl-L-cysteine S-palmitoylation. Gene Ontology annotation, molecular function: protein-cysteine S-palmitoyltransferase activity. The transcript has a single exon. Gene Ontology annotation, cellular component: Golgi apparatus; endoplasmic reticulum. NCBI's taxonomy places the organism in Eukaryota, Fungi, Ascomycota, Saccharomycetes, Saccharomycetales, Saccharomycetaceae.